This is a messenger RNA of Drepanopeziza brunnea f. sp. 'multigermtubi' MB_m1, 513 nucleotides long. RefSeq lists its product as uncharacterized. The record is from RefSeq and is a predicted model, not a curated record. NCBI's taxonomy places the organism in Eukaryota, Fungi, Ascomycota, Leotiomycetes, Helotiales, Drepanopezizaceae.
AUGAGUCCACUCACUGUGGACGCCCUCAUCAAGAUGUGUGCGACUUGUGGCAGGCAGAUAAGCUGGAGGAAGAAGUGGGAGAAAAACUGGGCCUCGGUCACGUACUGCUCAGAUUCGUGCAGGAAGCACAAGGUCAGGCCCAAGCCACACUCGCUUGACCUUUCCUUCGAGUCCAAGAUCCUCUCUCUCCUGUCCGAGCGGCGAGCUGUUCAAGGACCAGCUGCUGUCGUUACCUGCGAAGAAGCCGAAGAGGAGACUUUGCAAGAGCGGAAAUGGCGUGUCGCAGAAGAUCACAAUCACACAGGGCCAGCUGGCGAUAGUCGGAAUUCCCUAGACCAUGUUCCAGGCCAUGUUCAAGCUCAAGCUCACGCUCAACCCCCGUCCAAGACUCGAGAGAGGUGUAGGCAAGCUGCGCGGCGGCUGGCGGCGAGAGGCGACAUAGUCAUCACUCAAAAUGGCAAAGUGGUAGAGCCGAGUUUCGCCAAAGGGGUCAUGGAACUGAAAUUCCCGUGA